Paramecium pentaurelia is the source of this 797-nucleotide messenger RNA. The record is from the annotation of a GenBank genome assembly. NCBI's taxonomy places the organism in Eukaryota, Ciliophora, Oligohymenophorea, Peniculida, Parameciidae.
UCAUGAGCAGACCUUACUCACCUACUAGAAGCAGAGCAGAAAAGAUUGUUGGACAAUUAAGUGAAAUAACUUUGGGACGUAAAGAUUAAGUAUAUAAUGUUUGUUCAAUUAAAGACUUCAAGAAUAAAGGAAGCAGAAGAGAGAGUCGAAAUUAUGGAGACAGCUAUAAAGGAUCUAAGGGAGACUUUAGAAGGAAAGAUCUCUAAAAUAAAAGAGGGAUUAGAGUAUGUAUAAUAGGUUCUGGAAGAAUAAGAACCAAAGCAAGAGGAUGAAUAAUAAAUGAUAGAGGAUAUGAAGAAGGCUGAGGAGAGUGUAAAUGAGAAGUUGGAGGAGUUAAGCAAGUAGAGAGAAGAAAGUUAAUAGAAGUUCAAUGAAUAGGUUGAAAAAGAUAUCCAAGAAUUGAAAGAGUAGAUCAGUUAAGAGAAGAGUGAGAGAAAUCAAUCUAUUAAGGAGAUAAAUGAAUGUUUAGAGGUAGAAUACUGAAUAAGUAUUAAAGAGUGAUUUGCCACAAUUGCAAGAGAUGUUACAACAGAAUAUAAAGGAAAGAGACGAGAUGGAUAAAAAUAUAAAUACAAGAUUGACUGAAGAAUUAUAGAGAUUAUCUUAGAUUAUUUAAUAAGAGAAAGUGAGUAGAUAAUAAGGAGAAUAGAGUUUAUUUGAAAUGUUGAAGGAUGUGGUGAAUCGAAUUAAGAAAGAGAUAGAUGAAGAGAAAGUAUAGAGAGAGGUCACUGAGAAUGAUGUCCUUAGUGUUUUAGAGGAGACAUUGAAUAAAAUUUUAGCAGCUCAAGAUCAUUGAU